Canis lupus familiaris (dog) is the source of this 2354-nucleotide messenger RNA. It is a transcript of the gene NXF3, whose product is annotated as nuclear RNA export factor 3. Gene Ontology annotation, molecular function: protein binding; RNA binding. The transcript is spliced from 19 exons. The record is from RefSeq and is a predicted model, not a curated record. The coding region runs from base 210 to 1964 and encodes 584 amino acids. NCBI's taxonomy places the organism in Eukaryota, Metazoa, Chordata, Mammalia, Carnivora, Canidae. Gene Ontology annotation, biological process: poly(A)+ mRNA export from nucleus. Gene Ontology annotation, cellular component: nucleus; cytoplasm.
AUUGCAGUGGAUACAGAGUCUGGCAUACAGAGUCCCCUGUGUUUGUAGCUAUAAGUACCUGGGUCCGGUCCCACCCCUCCUGACUCUAGUUGGCCUUUUCUGCAGGGCAGAUUCAGUUGGAAACAGUUCCCUGGUAGGCUGGUAGCAAACUCAGGGGACAGUAAUUAUAAGAAAUAAAGUCGCCUCGGGCGCCUGAGGCUGUCUUCUCCAUGCCUUUGAGGAAGGGACUUCCCGUAAGGACUCCAUCUUGCUUGUGUGGCGCUGACAAAGGGGUUCGGGACCUCCCCUCCCCUUCCUCAGCAGCCGUCGUUGAUCUCCAAACCUCCAGCUCCAGACCCCACAGACUCUCUUCACAAGCAAACCGGGAGGACAUUGGUGACGGAUCACUGCCUUCAGUCCACACCAUGGGGCAUAAUAACGUAGGUAACUCCUUGCAAAGAAGAGCAAGAUGCUGGAGUAUUUACCGAAGGAGAUAUAACAACUGGUCUGAACAAGUCAGUUCUGGCAUUUGUCCUUCACCCCACCAGCAGCAAGAUGGAGAUCCAGCAACAAAUGGCACUCACAUGAGCACCCGAGUAAGAUACACUCCCUAUGCCAUUCCACCGUGUCAUUGGAGAGGCAAUUUUCAGAAACAAGACCAAGUCCAAGCUAACAUGGAGGGAGAGCAAAAGCCUCCAGAGAGAAAAAUGAAGGGGGAGAGGCAGGAUGAGACCUCGGGGAGCUGGUUCAAGAUCAUAAUUCCAUUCGGCAUCAAAUAUGAAGAGACGUGGCUGCUGAAUCUGAUUCAGGGACAAUGCAGUGUCCCCUUCACCCCAGUUGAAUUUCACUAUGAGAAAAUGCAGGCCCAGUUCUUUGUUGAGAAUGCCAGCAUUGCCUUUGCAUUGAAGAGUGUCAACGGGAAGAUCUGGGAUGAGAAUAAUGAAACGGUCUCUGUCUUUGUCUACCCCUCUGACGCACCCCACUCUGUGCAGAAGGAGCUGAUGUCAGAAAAGGUGGAGCAGACAAAGCUUUUGCCCUUGAACCCAAGCAACAAGAAGCCUUACCAGCGGGAUGGCCCAUCCAGCAUUAUGCAGAAUGCCUCCAGUAUCAAGCCCUUGAACAGUGAGGUGAAGUCCGCAGGGGAGUUGGACAAGAGCAAAAGCCUGCAGCCAGAAGAGAUGAGUGCCAACAGAAGCUCCCUGUGCACCGCUUUUCCUGAUAAAUCAACCAACAUAAGCUCCAUCCUGGAAUUGUUUCCCAAGUUAUUAUGCCUGGAUAGCCAGGAGUCGCCUUCACCAACCAGCAUUGGUAUUGCAGCUCACAAGAAGUUACCAACCUGCAAGGGAAGCUUCUUUGGAUCUGAUGCACUGAAGAGUCUAAUCCUGCAAUUCCUACUGCAGUACUACUUGAUCUACGACUCUGGAGACCGUCAGGGUCUCCUCAGUGCCUACCACGAUGAGGCCUGCUUCUCCCUGACCACUCCCUUCAACCCCAAGGACCCAGCCCUAAGCAGCUUGUGUGAAUACUUCAAGGAGAGCAGGAAUUUGAAGAAACUUAAGGACCCCUCCCUGCGUGUUCAGCUGCUGAAGCAAACAAAGUGUGACAUCGUGCGCUCCCUCUGUGUGCUGCCCAAAACUCAGCAUGACCUCAGCUUCUUUGUGGUGGACAUGUGGUUCCAGACGGAGAUGAUGAUCUGCUUCUCCGUCAAUGGGGUGUUCAAGGAAGUGGAAGGAAUGUCUCAGGAUUCUGUUCGCGCCUUCACCCGGACCUUCAUCGCUACCCCUGUCAGCAAUUACAGCCUGUGCAUCGUGAAUGAUGAGCUGUUUGUGAGGGACGCCAGCCCCAAGGAAACCCAGAGCACAUUCUCUAUCCCAGUGCCCACACACUCCUGCAGUUCCUGGCCCACCCUCUGCCAGAAGCAGCAGGAAGUGGUACAGACUUUCUCCACUCAGUCUGGGAUGAAUCUCCAGUGGCUUCAGAAGUAACUUCAUGACAGCCAGUGGGACUACACAGGUUCUCACUUGGCCCAAGGCCAAGCACACAAUCCCAAAGGAGGCCCUCACCCAGACUCAUCCAGGAUCCUGAGAACGCAGCCCUGACAAGAAACUCUUGGAUGUAGUCAUCUUCAUCCUCAUCUUCAUCAUCUUUGUUGUCUUUUUUCUGUAGCCUGAGUUAGUUGACUGAGUGGGAGGUUUGCUUGGGGCUGGGAAGCCAACGUUUAACUGACACUAAUCCGCUCAAAGAUCAGUUGUGUAGGGAUCCCUGGGUGGCGCAGCGGUUUGGCGCCUGCCUUUGGCCCAGGGCGCGAUCCUGGAGACCCGGGAUCGAAUCCCACGUCGGGCUUCCGAUGCAUGGAGCCUGCUUCUCUCUCUGCC